Messenger RNA from Polistes canadensis, 4292 nucleotides. RefSeq lists its product as uncharacterized. Gene Ontology annotation, molecular function: protein binding. The transcript has 15 exons. Lineage: Eukaryota; Metazoa; Arthropoda; Insecta; Hymenoptera; Vespidae. The record is from RefSeq and is a predicted model, not a curated record. The coding region runs from base 71 to 3373 and encodes 1100 amino acids.
AUAUAUAUAUAUCAUUUGGAGAAAGAUUUAAAAAUUAUUAAAGAUUGUAUAAAGAAUAAAAUAAAUAAAAAUGACAAUGGCCAGCAAUAUCGUGGUCGAGUGGUUGCGUUCGCUCCAUCUCGGCCAAUAUUCCGAAUCGUUCAUCGAUAAUGGAUACGACGAUCUCGAGAUUUGCAAACAAAUUGGUGAUCCCGAUUUGGAUGCCAUAGGCGUGUUAAAUCUAACCCACCGUUCACGUUUAUUACAAUCGGUUAAAACAUUGAGGGAGGAGGGUGCUGCAAGCGUUUAUUUCACAUUGGAGGAAACUAACGAGUACCUAUGCGAUAACGUUAGCUCGAAAUCAUCGAGAACGUCUUCGGAAAGACCACCAAGCGACAAGGAUGUACAAAGGGCAUCACCAACUGCCAGUUCUUCGAGCGGUGGUCAAGAAUUAACUAAGUUUGCUGACGAAUACGAAGAAGGCAAAGCCGAAUUGGUCAGGAUCCCUCGGAUGCAACUUAGGAUGCUGUUGCAAGAGAAACUCAGGCAUGACGGCAUCAGACUCGCUUGUCAACCUUAUACCACACCGGAAGGCGAGAGGGGAUACUUGGAGGGACUAGCUUCAAGGUAUGCAGACCUCUUCAGAACGCAUUACGGAGAUGUCCUGGAGCCGCUUGAGGAGCUACGCCGACGCGAAACAAAUGCUUCCCCCAGAAUGCCCAACACUCAACUUACCACCAGUCAUUCACAGCCCAUUUACGUGCCUGGAAAAUACUCUCCAUCCAGUUGUCUCAGUGAUAAAGAAGAAGAUGAGAUCUAUGGUUUCGGUUAUGGUGUUUUUAGUAGACAAAUGCUUCAACAUCGCCAACAAAAACUCGCACUCGCAACACAAAAUGCAACCGUCAUGACGGCAGCUGGUCAUCCACAACCCUACCAAAGUUGUCUGAGCCCGAGAUCAGCAUUUUUCUACGAAUUUCCACCUAAUGAACAAGGACAUAACACGAGUAAGAAGAAGACCACGUUCUCGAGGCUAUUGAGGGGUUUAAAAACACACAAAAAAGAAAAGCAAGGACAAACUCAGGGCUCCCCGAGACACGGACGAACGAGAAUGGGCGUACCGCAGAGAGUUGAUACACCGGACAGCGUCCUUCAAAGUGGAUUAGGUCCCGGACCGGAUAUGGGUCACACGAUAUUACGUUCAAUGGUAGACCCACGAGAUUACGACCGACUGAGGUAUUUGCAAAUGAAUGGAGGUCAGCCAAAUAGCUUUGAAGAGACCAUAAAUAGGUUGAAAGUUCAAGAGGCAUUGAGGCAAAAGGAACGAUUCCAUAAAGAACACGAAGAGAUAUUGAGAGAUAUAAGACACGGAUUGAUGCAGUUAGGACGAGAUGGACGAGGUCAGGUUACAGGAGAUGACACCUACAUGUACGAUGAAGAUGCCAGAUGUGGAGGUACCGGUGGUAUGGGUGGUGGUUUAGGAGGUCAACAUUGGUACGAUGAACCACCAUACGAAUCGGACCCGGAAGAUUUUCUUAUGGGAGCAAGUGGUGGUCCCGUGCCUACGGCUACCAUUCAAAAUGGAAGAGUAUGCUUUACGUUAAAUCCAAGACCGGAAAAUAGAGGAGAAGGAGUGAUCUCCUUGAGAACAGCCGGAGACAUAAGUCUACCACGUGAACGUUCAAAAGGUACAGCUUCGACGAUGCGAGGAUUGAUCGUACCUCAAGGCCAUAACAAUCCACCUACGAUCAUACCUUUAACACACUCAAGGGCUUCACGAGAGAGUGGAGAUUAUGCGAGCAGUGACGUUCAAAGCCGGAGUAGCGGGGAGGAGGGACUUUCGCCAAGCCAGAGCAGCGACUACGAGGAACAAGAAGAACUUGAGAACCAACACUCAGCCGCUACACACACAUCGGAGGCGAGUGCACUGUUGGACGACGAAACUAAAACCGGGGUUGUAACUGGACGAAGUGGAAGAAAUCUACGACACGACGUGCAAACUAAGAUCUCAAGACUCCGUCAGGAUCGGGCGUCAUCUGAGGCCUUCCCAUGCAGUGCAAGCAGCGUCGAAAGUCUUCCAAGCGGAAGUGGUUCAAGCACGCAAGCUUUGGUCAGAGCGGGAAGUAAUCACAGCUCGAUAUCGUGCGAAGAAAGGGACGCCAUAAGCCCAACCACCAUCGGCCCUGUACUUUGCAGGGCGAGAGCCUUGGUCGAUUACACACCUAGUCCUUACGAUAAGGACGCGCUCAAAUUUAAGAAAGGAGAUAUCAUCGACGUUGUACAGAUGAACAAGAGUGGUCUCUGGAAAGGUGUCGUCCACAACAGAAUAGGACACUUUAAAUUCAUAAACGUGGAAAUAUUGAACGACAGAGUUUCAAGACGCGGUGACUCGGAACGUAGUAGCAAGUGGGGUCAAAGAUACAGGCAAAAACCCGGAUCAGUUCAAGAGCUCUUACAAAGAAUGAAUCUACAGGAACACAUUUCCGUUUUCGUGCUGAACGGUUACGAGGAUUUGGAGCUGUUCAGGGAAAUAGAGCCAGCGGAUCUCGAUUAUUUGAGUAUACAUCAACCGGAGCAUCGUGCCAAGAUACUUACAGCCGUACAACUACUACACGAUCUUCAGUCUGGUAGCGAAGGAGAUUUGGCAUCGAGUUCGGAAGGAGAUGAAGUUAGCAGAUUAGUUCUUCAUUCGGGUCAAACAUCCGGCCACUGUUCACCGUUCAACCGACGCCAAUUCCCAAGAGAUUCUGGUUGUUACGAUGCGCAUAAGAACCCAACCAGUCGUCGAAACGUCAGUCCGGAAUCAUCAAUAGGAACUAAGAUGAUAUCGAGGGAAAAUAAUUUGGACGGUAGUCUCCAAAAUAAAAUAACAGGUGGUAGCGUAACUGGCGAUGGUAAUGCAUUGGCAGAUCUAGUUAAGGACGAUUUUCAUCCGAACAUACCGAUUGGUGGAUCGAUGUUAUCACAAAAAGAAGGACAAUUUGAUAAGUCCCCUUUGUUACGGGGUGGCAGUGGUAGGGCAAUCGGAAAGAGAAGUAAUUUCGGGGAAACUGUAGUAAUCGAGGAAACCUGCGAGGGUAAUCAAAAACUUGGCAUGGUCAAAUACGUUGUAGGUGGUACCACUGAUCUUGGACUUGAAGCUGCACGCGAAGUUGCAACCGCUUUGAGUCAGCGUGGUUGUUUAAGCGAAAAAUCAAGCGACUCUGGUGUUAGUUCGUCUAGCAUUAGUUCAGCGCCAGCCCCAAGAGACAAAUCCUUGGUUACCGCAACGUGUACCACCGCACCACCAACUUCCGUCUCCCCGACUAAAAAUCAAUUCGGUAAUUUUACGAGAACCCCGCCGAUAACUCAAACCAGUUCGAAAAAUCAAGGAAACGCGAGCUCGGAAUAUCCGUGAUUUGUCUAGGAAAUAAUACGAAAUUAUGAUUAUGAUGAUGAUUAUUAUUAUGAUUACUAUUAUUAUUAUUAUUAUUAAUAUUCCCGUUAAAACAAUUACGAAAAUAUUAGAAAUGGCACACAAAACUUUACUUUUAAUGAAAUAAAAAUGACGAACAAAAUAUAAUAAAGGAAACUUUUGAAAAACCGGAUACGAGAUGUUACUCGAUCGGAUGGAUUAAAACUUGAUCCUCUUGGUUCAUCAAGUGGUUUCAUUUAACCAUCUAUUCUUUCAUUCGUAUCGAGUACUACAUAUGUAUAUAUCGAUUAAACAAAAAAAAAUGAAAAUAAAUAAUAACGAAGAGAGGAAAGAUAAUCGAAUAAUAAUGAGCUUGCAUUGUUUCCUUUUUUUUCUUUCGAUCAAGAUCAUUUGGUAAAUGUACAAUUUUCAAACUUUCUACGUCGUCGUUUUACUAUUAUCUUAUUCGAAAAUAUUAUUUGUAGGGAAUGACGCGGGAAAAAAAUAUAUUCCCUUUAAAAAAUGAUACAUAUGAUCUAUUAUAUACAUAAACAUAUAUAUAUAUAUAUACACAUAUAAAAUAUAUGUGUGUAUGUGCGUUUAUAAAGCGAAACUUCUUAAAUCCGAAUUUUCCUCGUGCGACGAUAGGCCCAAUGAGAAUCCUACGACAAGCUAAUACACUUACAUACGUGCAUGUAUGUAUACAAAUAAAAAAAAAUAAACUUAAACGCGAGAUUCUCAUAUGCGAUCAAAUGAUACACGUAGAAACUCGAAUUAUGUUCGAGAAUUCCCUCGAUAGCCUUUACCAUUUUCGCUAAUAUAAUAUAUUGUAUUUCUAUGUAUUAUUGCCUUGCUCUGAACUUUAUACAUACAUACUUGAGUCAUACAGCAAGAAUAAAAAAAAAAGAAGAAGAAGAAAUAA